Molecule: messenger RNA, 1112 nt
Organism: Betta splendens (Siamese fighting fish)
Lineage: Eukaryota; Metazoa; Chordata; Actinopteri; Anabantiformes; Osphronemidae
Gene: dnajc8
Product: DnaJ (Hsp40) homolog, subfamily C, member 8
Exons: 9
Coding region: 84-836 (250 amino acids)
Cellular component (GO): nucleus
Source: RefSeq, a predicted model, not a curated record
CAGGCGAUAUUUAUCGACGAACCACCUGCGUCGAGUUUCAUGAUCACGUGGUGUUUGUACGUCACACGUAAACCCGAAGGAAAAUGGCGGCCGCCGGAGGAGAGCCUUCAUGUCAGAGUGUCUCCGAUGAAUUAUUUCAAAAUUUCUACACCGAGGUGAAGCAGAUCGAGAAGAGAGACUCUGUGUUAACAUCAAAGCAACAGAUAGACAGACUGUUAAGGCCUGGCGCGUCAUACUUCAAUCUCAACCCCUUUGAGGUUCUUCAAAUUGAUCCAGAGGCAACAGAUGAUGAACUGAAGAAGAGAUUUCGGGCACUGUCCAUCUUAGUCCAUCCAGACAAAAAUCAGGAUGAUCCUGAAAGAGCACAGAAGGCUUUCGAAGCCGUUGACAAGGCAUACAAACUCCUUUUGGAGCCUGAACAGAAGAAGAGAGCAAUGGAUGUGAUUCAUGCAGGAAAGGAGUAUGUGGAACAUAUGGUAAAGGAGAAAAAGAAACAGCUCAAGAAAGAUGGGAAGCUAGUGGAUGUGGAAGAGGAUGACCCUGAAAUGUUCAAGCAAGCAGUGUACAAACAGACCAUGAAGCUGUUUGCUGAGCUGGAAAUCAAGAGGAAGGAAAGGGAAGCAAAGGAUAUGCAUGAAAGGAAAAGGGCAAGAGAGGAAGAAAUAGAGGCAGCAGAAAAAGCAAAGCGAGAUAGAGAAUGGCAGAAAAACUUUGAGGAAACCAGGGAUGGGCGUGUUGACAGUUGGAGGAAUUUCCAGGCUAAAGGCAAAAGCAAGGAGAAGAAGAACAGGUCAUUCCUCAAGCCUCCGAAAGUCAAGAUGGAACAGAGAGAAUGAUGCUAGAAACUGGACAGAAUAAAACUCACUGUUGUAAAAUCCUCAUUUCUGUGUCUCCCCACCUUGUCGUCUACUGUGUAGCCAUCCUCACAGCCAUCGGGAUACAUGUACAACGCCCUCAUCCUGACAAACAAUUCUUCUAUGUACAUAUUUUGAUCUAGAUCCACAGAUCAUACCUGCCUCAUGUAAGAGAGAAAUGAUGCAUACUCCAUGUCUGUAGUGGAUGAGAAAAUGUGGUUUGUUUUUUUAACUAAAUAAAGCUUGGUGUUAACAGGC